UGUCCCUGGGGGCGGCUGCGCGGACUACAGCUCCCGGCAUGCGCCGCGGCCGCGCCUGCGCACUGCGCCGCGCGGCACCGGCGGGAGAGCGGCCGGGCUGGGAGGCCCCGCCGCGGCUUCCGGGCAUGAGCGGAGGCGCCGGGGGCUCGGAGCGGCCUGAGGAGCGGCAGCGUUUCCCCGCGCCCGGCAAGUCCCUGCCCAUUUUGGCUCUGAGACAAAAUGGUCUCCUGCAGGCGCUCACGUGGGGAGCGGGGCAGACCGCUGGCACUGAGAUCAGUGAGGAGCUGCGGCGAGCCCAGGAGGAAUGGGAGGCUGUGGAAGAGAUCCAGUCAGGGCUGGGGGUAACGUCGGCCAGUGCUGCGCCCCUGAUCUCCUUCAAUGAAGCGCUGCAGUACUUCCAGACAGCCGACCUCUCCGAGUGCAGGAAGAAGGUCCGGGCGACGGUGCGCAGGCAGGGCCUGGCUGCUCUGGUUCACUUCCUCUUCGGCCCUCCCCGGCUCCAGCCGCAGCUGCAGGGAGAGCGGGAGCUGGCUCUGGCUAUGGCGCAGUGUGGUUUGGAUGAUAACGAGAGCGUGCACAUGAGAAUUCUGCAGACCAUCUACAAGAAGCUAACGUGCUCCAGGCUGGGCUGCCCACGCUAUGGGGCGCACUGGGAAGAGCUUGGCUUUCAAGGUGCAGAUCCCGGGACUGACCUGCGAGGGACGGGCAUGCUGGGCCUGAUGCAGAUGCUGUACUUUGUCAUGGACUCGCAGACGCUGCCUCUGGCUCAAGAGAUUUUCAAGCUAUCCCAGCACGAAUCCCAGUAUUUCCCUUUCUGCAUCAUGUCCGUGAACAUCACCCGCAUCGUCAUCCAGGCCCUGAGGGAGGAGCGUCUCUCCAGGGAGUGCAACCACAGGCAGCAAGUCAUCGCUGUGCUGAACGACCUGUACGCGGCAGCCUUCCUGCAGCUCUACCGCGUGUGGAAGUGGCAGCACAAGACCAUUGCCGACUCCGGUUUCCUCCUAAAAGAGCUGGAGUCGUCCACCAAAAAGAAACCGAAGCAGCUCCUGAAAUCCCUGCAGGCCUACAUGAAGCGCAGCCCCGCAGCAGAUGGCCUUCAGCAGCCGUCCCCUCCCUCCGCCUCUGGUGAGGCGAUCCACUUCACAGGCGUUUGCGACCUGCAGGUUGAGCUGGAAGGAGAAGCCCGACUGAUCUGAAAUGGAGGGAGACGUGCCACGGGGAGCUCCAGCGGCGGCCCAGCUCUCGGAGGAUGCCUGGCUGCCGUCGCCUCUGGUUAGGGGGCUUGGGAAGGGCCGUGCGGGCCGAGGUGGGAGAUGCGGAGCCGUGGGAGGUGGCCGCUGCCCUGCGAAGUGCAGCGAGAGAAGGGUCUGGGACUGGGCUGCGGGCGGGCGGGAGCCUGCGAUGCCGCCAACGGCAGAUCUUUUUCUGCCCUAACCCCCCCCAGAAAGGGUGGGCCAGUCCUUCCCGCUCUGGCCCCGCAAGCGUCCCGGCUGCGGCCCCGGCGUCGCUUGGUGCCGCAGGGUUUGACUGUCUCCAGUAGGAGAAUGUGGCAGAGCGGGUGGAUUUUUGAGCCACCGACCUCAGGCUGGGAUAGUCCGUCUGUCUGUCUCGAAUCUGUGCUCCCGUCUGUCUUUACCCCUAACAGGAUGGUUUAGUGACGCUCCAGGUGGAGCCAGAGCACAGUGACGGGGCUCCUGAAUCGAGUCACAGCUCCAGCGGCCCCUGGGAGGGUUUGAAACCCCCUGCUUCAGGCUGCGGCACCCGCAUUUCACGGUGGCAGUGGGGCGAGAGCACGAGCCCAGCCUUGUUGCUGGGGCAGUGGGGGCAGCUCACCCCCCAAGGUUUGGGGAUACCCCCCCCAAACUGCCCCGGGGUGUUACUGUGCGUUGUUAAAAGAAGGGAAAAAAAUUCUUUUCUUGGCACGAUGGAGA
Messenger RNA from Phalacrocorax carbo (great cormorant), 1931 nucleotides. Lineage: Eukaryota; Metazoa; Chordata; Aves; Suliformes; Phalacrocoracidae. The record is from RefSeq and is a predicted model, not a curated record.